Messenger RNA from Besnoitia besnoiti, 6621 nucleotides. Its product is annotated as SAG-related sequence SRS44. Gene Ontology annotation, cellular component: membrane. The transcript has 4 exons. The record is from RefSeq and is a predicted model, not a curated record. NCBI's taxonomy places the organism in Eukaryota, Apicomplexa, Conoidasida, Eucoccidiorida, Sarcocystidae. Bases 1 to 6621 code for a protein of 2206 amino acids.
AUGCUCCCUUAUCGGGAGGGAGUGUGUAGACCAUCUAUUACGGCCUUCAGCAAAACGUUAGACUCUAAUUUGUAUCCGGGUCUGUACCUCGGCCGAACGAAGAAGCUGAUGAUUGAAAAACCAGGAGACCGAGUGAGCUUUGAUUGCCCUGUCUCCUCAUCGUUAUUCCCGGAGUUCACAGCGGACCGCGACCGUCGGAGCUCUACAGUGUAUGCCGUGAGUGCUGGCGAUACAUGCAGAAUUUUCGACAAGGCACUGAGACUCAGCGACAUCGUUCCUGGUGCGUAUCUUGUAGAGGAGCUCUCGUCAGCAGACAAAGAAAUCAAGACAUACACUGUCGUAGCCGAAGCCUUACCCUCGACCGACGUCAAUCUUUGCUAUAUUUGCGUGCAAGAUGAUGGCUGGGUAGACAUGUACACGACGGUAAUUACUGUGAAAGGCUCUAGAGGUAAUGAUGAACAGGAGACCUCUAUCCCAUCGUCAGUGUGCAAGCCCAGUUUCUCUCUUGCAGCUUGGGCGCUUGGGGUGAGGCAGCCGACUGUUGCCCUUGAUGUGACAGAGCCACGGCAGUCGGUGCGCUUCGGUUGCCAAAAUUCUAGCACAUUGUUUCCGCGGGAAGUUGGAGAGCCAGCAGGACAGGCAUUUGUAUAUCCGGUCAGUGCGCGAGGAAUGUGCCAACUAUCGGAAGGCGUCUCGACUCUAGAAAGCUACCUUUCCGGUGCCUCACUCGAGGCAGACGUAGGGCAGAAAGUCAGCCACUUGUUUUCAAUGUACAGACUAACCGUCCCUACGCUGCCGGACACUGAAAAGAACUUCUGUUACGUAUGCACUCGGCACAAUGACCCGGCGAACGGAUGUGCAGUCCUCGUACAAGUUAGAGCAGCGAGGAAAUCCGAGGAUACUGGCAAUCGGCUUUUUGGGCCUGUGUGCCCUCUUCAAGGCUCCCCCCUGACGACUGCGACCGGUCUUAAGAAUGCGGCGAUGACACUGGAUAUUCGUCGAUCCAACUCCAGUGUUCAGUUUUUAUGUCCCGAUCAUUCGCAGGUCUUGCCAAGUAAUGCACCUUCGGAAAGGGCUCUGGAGGCUUCCGUUUUUGCGGUUGCCGAAGGCAAUGCAUGCCGUGUCGAAGGGCACCGCCCGCUACUUCAGGAUGUAGUCCCAGGUGCGAAGCUGACGGAAAAAGUUGUUGUCGCUAAGGGGUCGGUCACCCGAGCGUACACAUUUGCUGUGCGCAUGCUGCCGGCCACAGAGCAGAAACUGUGCUACGUGUGCGCCCGCAGUUCGUCAGUGGCUUCCGGAUGUGGGAUCGUCAUCACUGUGAAAGGGAAAGGGAGUGCCCAUCAGUCAGAAGGUGUGCCUGUAUGCCAACCGCGUUACUCUGAGGAGACAGCCGCAAGAGGCGUUAGGGCGCCGCUCAUCAAGCUCGUGGUUGGCAAUGCUUACGGCACUGCUCGAUUCCAGUGUCCUGGGAACUCUAGAGCAUUUCCCGCAUAUAUGAAUGAGAAGAACCAGGGAGUCUCCGCAGUAUAUCAGGUGUCCGAUGAGGGCAUUUGCAAGCUUAGGGACAACCCAGACAAACUGGAUGAUAUUCUUUCGGGGGCGGCGCUGCAAGCAAAUCCGUCUGCAGGAGACGGUGCAACAACGUACAGCCUCAUGAUUGCCACGCUGCCGCAGAAGGAGAUCAAGCUGUGCUACGCAUGCGUCGCGGACAACGAUGUUGCAAAUAGCUGUGGCGUGAUGAUAACCGUUAAGCCCGAGUCACCAUUACCAGAUGUUACGGGACGAGAACAGCAGGAAUUCCCGGUCUGUACGCCGGAGUACUCCGUCCGAGUGGCAGAAACUGGCUUGAAGAAGCCCUCGUUGGUGCUCAAGGUCAAUGAUACGCAGCGUGCUGUUCACUUCACGUGCGCGCGGGGCUCUCUCAUGUACCCAGAGCUUGACGACGCGUUUAGUCGACGGUCCGCGAUUACGUACUCGGUUUCUGAGUUGUCUUGCAAUCUGUGGGGAGAGCUGGUAGAUUUAGAAGACGCUGUGCCAGGAGCAACUUUGGUGUCCAACGUCGUGCAGGACGGCCAUGGAGCCACAGAGACGUACACGUUUGCAUUACAGGAGUUGCCCGCUACGCCACAGAAGUUGUGUUACCUCUGCAUUCAGGACCAUGAUAUCCUGAAUAGUUGCGCUGUGCUUAUUGACAUCAUGGGCAGACCCCCCUUGGAAUCUGCGACAGUCCCGAGAGCGACAGAGGCAAAAUCUGAUUCGGUCAUCCCCACGACUACUGGAGAGACGUGCUCACCCACCUUCUCGGCCCAUACUGCCGCCACAGGUCGAAGGCGUCCAGAAAUGGAACUGUUUAUCAAUAACUUGCAGCGUACUGUCCAGUUUGCCUGCCCUGACGGCUCAUUUCUGUUUCCGGAGUUUAACGACAGAGCUGGCCCAGUGUCUGGCAAAGUAUACAGAAUAGCAGGAGACUCAUGUGACAUCAGGGAAGAAGCGGCGUACCUGCAAGAUGUGGUACCGGGUGCGGAACUGCGGUUACACCCCACUGUGGAGGGAGGAGAGGUGCAACGGCUGUAUUCGUUCCAUGCUGAGCAACUCCCACAACAAGAUCAGAGGCUCUGCUACCUGUGCGUCCGCGGGGGAAAUCCUGCAGACAGCUGUGCAGUCAUGGUGACUGUCGAGGCACGCUUGUCUGCCGCACCCUCAUCUCAGCCCCACGCGCGUGGGGACGUGGUGGAACCAGCGCCGCCUGUGUGCACGCCUGUUUACUCCCCAACGGUAGCUGAAAGCGGGAUCGUGAUGCCGGCGCUUGAGCUGACGAUCGAUGAGGGGAAUCGAAUGGUCCAUUUUGUCUGUCCGGGAAACUCGUCGGUUCUUCCAGACCGCGCAGCAGUGGCACAUCCACAGGUGGCCCUGGUGUAUCCCGUGGGAUUAGGUGGCACGUGUGAUCUCGGGUCGCCGGCUUCGCGACUCGCCGAUUUGUUGCCUGGUGCCGCGCUUCGCGCACACACAGCUGCUCACGAAGGGGGUGUCGGACGGGCGUACACGUUCAUUGUUCCAACGUUACCCGAGCAAGACAAGAGACUUUGCUACGUGUGCGCAAGUAACCGUCAGACUGCGGAAAGCUGCGGGAUACAGAUCACGGUGAAGGGUACCAAUAAGCGAACCGAUGCCCUUCGUCAUCCAGUUGUUUGCAAUUUAAGCUAUUCCUCGCGGUCACAUGGGUCCGGCACACGGAAGGCAGCCAUCGAGCUAGUGGUUGAGAAACCAAACUCGUCUGUGCGCUUUACAUGCCCCGAGCGUUCAAGGGUAUUCCCAGACUUUGCGACUUCAACAGGAAAAAGUUGUGCUCCGGCGUAUGCGGUGAGAGGCAACGAAUGCGUGUUCUCGGGGCAGGGAGACAGCCAGGAAUGCUUGGUGCCGCCCGGAGCCAUGCUUCGAGCGGAGACAAUAGUCCAGGAUGGAGUUCUGGCAAGGACUUACACAUUUACCGUUACCCAACUACCGGCACAGGACAUGCGAUUUUGCUACUUGUGCGCACGCGACGAGGACAUGUAUCAGAGCUGCGGCGUCAUCAUUUCUGUUAAAGGCACCAGCCAGCCGCGAGGGCCAGAGAAGGGCCUUUCGUCAACGGAAACUGCCUCGCCGAUUUGUUUCCCACAGGUGAGAGGGAACCCCGCACAGAGGGGCAGCCUUGAACCGUCUGUGUAUUUGUCUAUCAAUCAUCCGAGGGACGACGCCAGCUUCGUGUGUCCGGCUGGAUCAGCAGUUUCAUCGAGCAAUGGGGUCGAACCGCAGGUGUACGUCGUAGGUUCAAGCGGCUCCUGUUUGCCUACGAACACUCAUUUAUCUCUGUCGGCCGCACUCCCCGGUGCGUCAUUAUCCGCCAACGACGUGACCGAAGACAAAAUGGUUCUUAGGAAAUAUACUUUGAAUGUUCCACGUCUUCCGGAGGAAGAUGCCAAAUUAUGUUAUGUCUGUGUCAACGAGAUGGAACCGCAGAACAGCUGUGCCGUUGCCAUCACUGUAAAAGGAAAGAAACAUUUCCUUGAUGGCCUGGUGCCUCCCUGUGCUCCAUCACAUCCUGGCUGUGCUUCGGACUCGCACGUAACAAAGCCACGUAUCACGCUGACAGUGGACAAAGAGGACAGUAAGGUGACUUUCCAGUGCCCAGCCAGUACUUCCUUGUACCCAGACACUACAGUGGUCCCAGCCAACGCAACAAUUUAUCCAACCAACGAUAGGGGUUCGUGUGUGUACCACGGAGGCGGAGAAGCUCCGGUGUUAGACGCCCUUGUCCCGGGUGCGACUCUACAAGCUACGGCUGGCGCCAACAGGGGGGCGGCUUCACGUAGCUACACACUGGACGUACGGAAGCUUCCGGAAGAGGAGGUAAGAAUGUGCUAUUUGUGCAUGCAUGGUGGCGACCCGUCUAACAGUUAUGGCAUUGUCGUUACAGUAAAAUCGUCCCCCACUUCUCCCACUUCCCCCCCAGGAGAGCUGGAGCCGCCAGUCUGUGCUCCCGCGUGUGAUGCCACAGUGGGGAAGACUGGAACGGUCAAACCACGGGUGACGCUUACAAUUGAUAAACCAGGGGGAAGCGCUAGUUUCGAAUGUCCGGCAGGAUCGACCAUCCUCCCGGAUCACGCGGAGACAUCCGAGCAAAACUGUGCCCUUGUGUACGGUGUGCAAGGGGACAGCUGCGAUGUACGAGGCCCUACUGCCAUACUGGCAAGUUUGAUUCCUGGUGCAAAACUCCACAGUAUUUCGGGGGGCGAAGGAGAACUCAAAGGGAAGGUGUUCACGCUGACAGUCCCCGAACUGCCGCCGAAGCACCAGCGGGUGUGCUAUUUAUGCACCAAUGAUAGGGAUUUGAUGCAGAGCUGCGGAGUCUUAAUCGAUGUCAAGCCGCAGUCAGGAGACACCACAGUUACGGCGUCCGAAGUGUGUGAGCUAGGGUACGCGCCAACAGCCGUUACGACAGGCCUCCGCGUCGCCAGCGUCAUACUAGAUGUGAGGGAACCAAACAGUGGUGUGGAGUUCGUUUGUCCGGACGACUCCAUGGUUAUACCCAUUUCUGCAACUUACCCGCGUGGUGCUGCGCGAGUGUACCCAGUGCACGGCAAAGACACCUGCGCCACCUCAGACACCAUGGAACGUCUAACUGACCGCGUACCUGGAGCAAGACUUACCUCGAUCCCGGGGAUUACGGAUGGAGAGAAAAUGAUGAAGUAUACGUUCAGCGUGUCCAGCCUCCCGGAGAAGAACCAGGCCAUUUGCUACGUAUGCGUAGCAGGAGGGGACCUUUCACGCAGCUGCGGAGUAGUUAUCAAUGUUCAUGGAACUGGGCUGCCCGCGCCGCCUUCCUCAACGGAACUAAAGAUCUUUGAUUGUCCGGUAUCGUACAGUGAAGGAGUGAAGAAGGCAGGCACAUUGCAGCCAGCAGUCAGGCUUAUGGUAACCGCGCCCAACACGCCCGUCGGCUUCAAAUGCACUGCGAAUGCGAAAGUAUACCCACCCAGUGUCACUCCGGAAACAGGCGUGCACACGCUCGUAUACUCUGUGGGUGAGCGCGACGUGUGCAACGUGGGAGAGCCGUUGCUGAGUUUGAACGCUGAAGUUCCUGGUGCGAAGCUCACAACAAAAAAGGAGAUGAUCGAUGGCUCUACGGUCACCACCGGCGUCAUCAAUCUUCCAAUGCUUCCAAGCCGGCAAAGAAAAUUCUGCUUCGCAUGUGUGGACAGAGAUAACUUGUUGAACAGUUGUGGAAUUCUCAUGACUGUUCCGUCUGCGAGGGACCGUCCAGUGCUAGGGUACGUCUGCAACGAUGUCAAGACGCUGAACAUGACUGUGAACGCUCCCGGUGCGGUCACAGUGCGGUGUGGCUUCGAUUUUCCGGAUAUCAGUCCAGCAGUCGAUACUUCUCCGGCGGACCAGAAAGUCUACUACGGGGAGUUAUGCGGCGACGCUGGAGCACUGAGGUCGGUGAUACCUGGGGCGACUCUCGUGAGGGAGAGCGCGUAUAACAAUCUGGAGGAGGAUGUGGCUGCCGCAGUUACACUGAAUGUGCCGCCCUCGGCGACCGCCCAGACAAUCUGCCUGAAGUGCUUACAGCCGAAGCCAUUUGAAUACAAAGCAUGCACAGUGAGAGUAGCGACAUCCCCACUCGCCGACGAAACGAAGGCAAAAUCCAACCACACCACACACUCACAUGACGGCGACGACACCGAGGCCCACAGCGGCCGCAGGCCAUCGGCCAAGCGCAACCCGGAAGGCGACACCAAAUUCUGCAUCCACAACAACCACACCGACAGGGAGCGAGUCGACCCCUACAAACCCGAAGGAAUCACCGAGGGCCGCCAGACAGAAGACGGCAUCAGGGAGGUCUUCGGUCGUGAAAACAGAUUUGUCGCUCACUACAGCAACCACUAUGCAACCGGGUUCGCUGAAAGGGAUUCCGGUGCUGACGCAGAACGUUACACCCACGGGAGCGGUCUCGUCAAAGCCGGUUACGCGGAAAACAACAACACAAGACCAGAGAGGAGUGGUGCUACCAACGCAUUCAACCACCUCAACAGGGGUGCCCUCACUGCCUACGGAGGCGGCAUUGGAUUGGCGUGGUAA